AUGGCUCCUCCUCUCUCUACCUCAACCACCUUAAAGCGUAUUCAUCGUGAAAUUGCUGACCUGAAGAAAGAAGACCUUGGCACGAUUGGACUCGCGCCUUCGGACGACAAUCUCUUCAAAUGGACUGCUACUAUUCCUGGCCCUGAAGGCAGCUGUUAUGAGGGUGGCGUGUUCAGCGCAGAUAUUAACCUUGGUCAUGAUUAUCCCUUCUCUGCACCCAAGGUCACGUUUAAAACACGAAUAUACCACAUGAAUAUCAAUGAACGAGGAAACAUUUGUAUUGACAUCUUAAAGAGCAAUUGGUCUCCUGCACUUUCAUUAUUCAAAGUUGUCCUCUCGCUUUCAUCCCUGCUUACAGACCCAAAUCCUAAAGAUCCCCUGGUGCCAUCAAUAGCCACUGAGUAUGUACGCAACCGAACCCAGCACGAUCGUACGGCGCGAAAUUGGACAGAACUAUAUGCGCGGCCACCUGCCCCAAAUGGAUCUGCCAAAGGCAAAGGCAAGGCCAAAACCCCGGAGUUACCCGCAUCAACCUCCGCGUCCACACGACCGUCUUCAUCUAGUGCGGCUGGGAACACGGAGAGACAUGCAAUCACCAUCGUAGAUGAUUCAGAUGACGAUGUAUUGGGGGGCACUCGCAGAUCGCGCGCAGGUGCUAAGCGGAAGCGAGGGCAAACUACUUCGGGCGGCGCUAGUGAUGUGUUGACUAUAGAUGACGAUGAACCGACUUCGAGGCCUACCAGGAAGAGGAAAAGUGGGGGCAGCAGCUCUGAUGCGAGUCCAGGGGUUCGAGUAGAUGGCGACGUUAUCGUUAUUGAGGACUAA
Messenger RNA from Fibroporia radiculosa, 825 nucleotides. RefSeq lists its product as uncharacterized. The record is from RefSeq and is a predicted model, not a curated record. Gene Ontology annotation, molecular function: ubiquitin conjugating enzyme activity. The transcript has 6 exons. Gene Ontology annotation, cellular component: nucleus. Lineage: Eukaryota; Fungi; Basidiomycota; Agaricomycetes; Polyporales; Fibroporiaceae. Gene Ontology annotation, biological process: protein polyubiquitination; ubiquitin-dependent protein catabolic process. Bases 1 to 825 code for a protein of 274 amino acids.